Molecule: messenger RNA, 939 nt
Organism: Podarcis muralis (Common wall lizard)
Lineage: Eukaryota; Metazoa; Chordata; Lepidosauria; Squamata; Lacertidae
Product: olfactory receptor 5M5-like
Biological process (GO): G protein-coupled receptor signaling pathway
Cellular component (GO): membrane
Molecular function (GO): olfactory receptor activity; G protein-coupled receptor activity
Source: RefSeq, a predicted model, not a curated record
AUGGCUGAUAGUAAUCAGACAAUGAUGUAUGACUUCAUUCUUUUGGGGUUCACCGAUCGUAGAGAACUGAAGUUUCCAUUCUUCAUGCUGUUUUUAUUUGUUUAUAUUAUGACCCUGCUGUUGAAUCUGGGAAUGAUCACAUUAAUCAGGAUGGAUUCGCAACUCCACACUCCCAUGUACUUCUUUCUCAGCAGCUUAUCCUUUGUGGACAUUUGUUAUUCCUCCAAUGUCACACCUCGGAUGUUGGCAAAUUUAGUAGCAGACUACCAAGUCAUUUCCCUCACUGGAUGUGUGAUACAGUGUGACCUGUUCAUUGCACUGAGUCUCACUGAAUCCUUCAUCCUGGCCGUCAUGGCAUAUGAUAGGUAUGUUGCCAUUUGCAACCCACUGCUCUAUACCACAAAAAUGUCCCGGAAGUUUUGCAUGUGGCUGGUGGCAGUUCCCUCUGCAUAUGCUUUCCUAGAUGCCACGAUACAGACCAUAUUCACCUUCCGCCUGACCUUCUGUGGCUCCCAUGUCAUCAACCACUUUUACUGUGCUGACCCACCUCUCAUGAAACUGUCCUGCUCUGACACCCAUGUCAAAUUGACCCUGAUGUUACUCUCUGCCAGUUUUAACCUCAUCAGCUCCCUCAUUGUUAUUCUAAUCUCCUACGUUUUCAUUCUCUUCACUGUCCUGAAAAUUAAAAAUGCUGGGGCGAGAUACAAAGCUUUCUCCACAUGUGGCUUCCACCUGACAGCUGUCACUAUCUAUUAUGGGACACUCUUUGUCAUGUACAUCAGGCGUCCUUCUAGCGUGUCCCUAGAACAGGGGAAAAUAGUUUCUGUGUUCUAUGUGGUGGUGAUUCCCAUGCUGAAUCCGUUGAUCUACAGCCUAAGGAACAAGGAGGUCAAAGGUGCCCUGAAGAGAUUAAUGCAGAGGAAAGUAUUAUUGCAUUAG